Messenger RNA from Mytilus trossulus (common blue mussel), 1673 nucleotides. Its product is annotated as ctenidin-1-like. Bases 233 to 829 code for a protein of 198 amino acids. NCBI's taxonomy places the organism in Eukaryota, Metazoa, Mollusca, Bivalvia, Mytilida, Mytilidae. The transcript is spliced from 3 exons. The record is from RefSeq and is a predicted model, not a curated record.
AGAAAGUUCAAGAUCAUUCUGUCUGAUCAUAAAGUGUAAAAUAUUACAUAAAAUGACACUGUGACCAAUGACCAGAAGUCUUCCUGAUAUAUAGAUUCGCAUAAUAACUUGUUACAAUAUUAUUUGAGGUCUGAAAUGUACACCAUCAGAUGACAUCAUUACAUUAGCUAUAUAUAUAAAGAUCGCUGUCCUAAUAUCCACAAUUAUUUGGAAACUAUCUAACCAAAUCAAAAUGAGAUUCACCCUUGCUGUUGCCGUAACUGUUGCCCUAGCCGCUGUUGUUUCAGCAGGAGGGUAUGGACACGGAGGAGGAGGGUACGGACACGGAGGAGGAGGAUACGGACACGGAGGAUAUGGCGGUAAAGGAUAUGGAAAGGGAUACGGAGGCGGAUAUGGCGGUGGAUAUGGUGGUGGAUAUGGUGGUGGAAAGGGAUACGGUGGUGGAUAUGGAGGAUUCUCUGGAGGAUACGGUGGAGGCAUGGGAGGUGGAUAUUACGGUGGAAUGAGCGGAUCUUAUGGUGGAUUAGGUGGAUCAUAUGGUGGAUCUUAUGGUGGUAUGAGUGGAUCAUAUGGUGGAUUAGGUGGAUCUUAUGGUGGAUUAGGUGGAUCCUAUGGUGGAUUAGGUGGAUCUUAUGGUGGAUUAGGUGGAUCAUAUGGUGGUAUGAGUGGAUCUUAUGGUGGAUUAGGUGGAUCUUAUGGAGGUUUGGGAGGAACUUAUGGUGGUUUGAGUGGGUCUUAUGGAGGAUUAGGUGGAUCCUACUCAUCAGCUGGUGGAUCUUAUUACCAAGGCCAAUCCUCAUAUCCAGGAUCAUCCAUGCCAAUUUAUUAAAUGACAUCAAUUCAGAACAAUAGAAAUUAUCGUCACAAAUGAGGAUCAAGAAGUGGAAUGCAUAUGGCGUUUUCAUAACUUGUUGAUACUAACCUUUGUGAUAAGGAAAAAACAUAGAACAAAAUUAAACUUUCAGAAUAUGAAAGUAUGGAUGGGAAUAAAAAAUUAAUAACCUUUUAAAAAAGAAAGAAAAAAUAUGAAUUAACACGAAAAUUACCUCUUUUCAGCAUUCAAUAUAAAUAAAAGAUUCAUUCGAAUGAAGAGCAAAUUAGCUUUUAGUAGCAUAUUAAGAAAGAAAAGUAUUGCUUUUUUAAUUCGAUGCCUACAUUGACAGAUUAAAAACUAUGAUUUUUUUAAUACCAAACAAAAAAAAUCAAGCAUUAUAUUUUAGCAUAUCUUAUGUUAAAAUAAUUUAAAAUACUUUGAAUACUGAAUAUUUUAUAAAGUAAUCCAAACAUUUAAGAAGCCUUGAUUAAUUUCAAUUAAAAAGGUAAAAAAACCACCAAUAUUGUAGCAAUUCUAACCUUUAACACGCUUUCUAACAUGUAUAUCUUAUAAAGAGAACGUAAAAUUUGUUGAAAUAAAAAAGAAUUAUAUUUGAAUUCGGUUGUGCUUAUAACAAAACUUAUUUUCUCCCCUAGAUCUUAAUAAAUUAUUUUCUCAUUGACAACUGAAAAAGACCCAUAUGACUCAUUACCCCGAUUAUUCUUUGUUUAAACUAUGUAUGCAUUGUAUACAGUCAUGUACAUAAAAUGUAUAUUGUUUAAACUUUUUAUUGGUUUUAGCAUCAUUUAUGAACAAUAUUUUGAGAAAAUGAAUCAAUUAAAAUUUUAGAAAGAGUUCA